GUGUCGAAUGUUUAAAUUUCAUUUGUUGCGUGCAGAUGUUCGUAAACAAAUAAAAAAGUUGAUUAUGUUAAUGUAGACGGAGAAAUAUUAGUUUUAAUUUCAAUAAUUGUUAACAAAAUGGAUUUAAACGGAUUUUUUGGCGACGUAGAUAUUGGAAAUGGUUUAAAUGUAGAUAGUGUGCUAAAACUAAUAAAAAAUAAUGAGGAUGAAAUCGAAUUAGAUUUGGAGAAUCUUUUAAGUAAACAGUGUCAAAUAGAGUCCAAAAUGCGAGGUAUAUCAAGAGCAAUGCUUGUUCUUAACGACGUAAGCAAGGAUUCUAAAAAAUUAGGUACUCAAAUUGAUAGGACAGCUCAACUAGCAGAAUCUGUAAGUGCAAAGGUUAGGCGACUGGAUCUCGCGCGAAGCCGUGUUUCUGAGUGUCAACAACGAGUGCACGAUCUUAUAGAUCUACAAUUGUGCAGUCAAGGUGUUAUGACUGCAAUUGCUAACGAAGAUUUUGAAAUUGGUGCUGGUCAUAUUAAUCGAUUUUUGGCGAUGGAUUUACAGCUACUUAAAAGAACGGCGGACGAUGUCCAGGGAUCGGUAAGUUCUGUCAGCGAAGCUAUAAAAACCCUGGAAUCUGCUACUGUCGAAAUGCGCGAUUUGAUAGUGCGUAGAUUUAACGAGGCUGUAAAGAAAGAUGAUUUAGCAUCGGUAGAAAGAUUUUUUAAAAUAUUUCCUCUUCUUGGACGACAUGAGGAAGGUAUCGAAAAGUUCUCCAAUUAUAUUUGUAUAAAAUUAUCGAUAAAAGCUCAGAAAGAACUGCGCAACUCAAUGGACAUAGCAAAAGCUGAAAAACGAUUACAGUUGGCAUUUGCGGACACAUUAACAACGUUGUUGGAGAAUUUUGCUAGAGUAAUCGAAGUCAAUCAGCCAAUAGUUGAGGCAUGCUAUGGCGCUGGUUAUUUGUUAGAUAUGCUACAAGUUCUACAAUAUCAAUGUGACACAGACGUAAAGAGCUUAUUACUUGAAUUCAAUAAAAAUCGCAAAAUCGGACUUCGAACGCAACAAGUUAAAGAGGGUUAUUCUCGAAGUACUAACACUAAUACAACGUCGGCGGUGACUUUAGGCCAUUAUCGAAAACCAUCGGGAGGAUCUAUUGAUAAGCUUAAUCCCAAAGAUAUCGAUGCGAUUAUUGCAGAGAUAACAGUUAUGCAUUCUAGAGCGGAACUAUAUUUUCGAUUUAUGAAGAGGCGAGUAACGGCUGACAUUGAAUCUAGUUCGUUGGAUAAAACGACAAAGGAAGGUAAAUUGGAAGAAAUGAAUAAUGUUUUAAAUAAAUCCGAUUUAAGUAGACAAAUGCAGGAGUUGCUUGGAACUUAUCUUUUAUUUGAACGUUACUUUAUGGAGGAAAGUGUAAUUAAGGCUAUUGCUUUGGAUACUUACGAAAGCGGUCAAUUGUGCUCUUCAAUGGUUGACGAUGUAUUUUUUAUUCUAAGAAAGUCAAUAAGACGCUCUUUGUCUAGUCAAUCUGUAAACGGAACAUGUGCUGUUAUAAACAAUGCUGCAACAUGUUUAGAUAGUGACUUUGUCAAUGCAUUGCGAGCGCCUUUAAAACAAGGUUAUCCCUCUGGUUAUAUUGACUUGGCCCAAGCCUACAAUGCUAUACAAAGCACAUUGCAACAGGGUAGAAUCCAAUCGAGCGACAUUGAGAAAUCCCGGGUACAUUUCUUGGUGCAACUUAACAAUGCCGACAUGUCAACGGAGUACAUUGAAACUUUGUGGCAAACUAUGGAACAAGAAAUUAAAGGGGCCUUUCCAGCAAUAACAAAUGUAGAGAAACAACUAAUAGAUAGUUGCCUAGCAGAGCUUAAAACUGUCCGUGAUACUUUAAAAGCAUGUGUAGAUUUUGGCAUGCAGCAGUUGCGUUCAAGUGCAAUCAAACCACGUCUACAUCCAUGGGUCGAUCAGUUUCUUAAUUAUAAACAUCAUUUUUCAGAAGAUGAAUUGGCAUCAUAUGAGGCUGGCGAAACGUUUGUUCAAUUUUUGAUUGUACAGAUUGAAGGCUUAUUAAAUACUUUUAGACAAAUGCUAACUCCACGCAACACGGAUGCUCUUAUUAGUAUUGUGGCAACAGAAUUGACAUUACGUUUAGAAAGAGCAAUUAAGAAAUGUACAUUUAAUCGUUUGGGCGGCUUAGUACUCGAUCAGGAAGUGCGAGUUUUAGGCGCCUAUUUGGCCAGUGCAACCUCAUGGUCAAUUCGUGAUAAAAUGACCCGCCUUACACAAAUUGCUACCAUAUUGAACCUUGAAAAGGUAUCUGAGCUAAAUGAUUACUGGAAUCCGGAUAACAGUUCGGAAUUGUCUUCUUGGCGUAUAACACCCAACGAAGUCCGGACAAUACUUACAUUACGAACUGAUUUCCGCAUGGAGGACAUAAAGCGAAUUAGAUUUUAAUAUUAAUACAUAUAAAAGUUACUUUAUAAACAUUUCCUUGUUAUUGCUAAAAUUUUAUUACAAUAUUGUAUACAUACAUAUGUACGUAAUGUAUUAAUUUUAACCUCAUUUAUUCAGUAUCAGAUAUUACAAAAAACAAAAUAAAUAAAAAAUCAAUAUUUAACGA
Molecule: messenger RNA, 2602 nt
Organism: Lucilia cuprina (Australian sheep blowfly)
Lineage: Eukaryota; Metazoa; Arthropoda; Insecta; Diptera; Calliphoridae
Gene: Cog4
Product: conserved oligomeric Golgi complex subunit 4
Exons: 7
Coding region: 118-2436 (772 amino acids)
Source: RefSeq, a predicted model, not a curated record